Hippoglossus stenolepis (Pacific halibut) is the source of this 4291-nucleotide messenger RNA. It is a transcript of the gene cpt1ab, whose product is annotated as carnitine palmitoyltransferase 1Ab (liver). NCBI's taxonomy places the organism in Eukaryota, Metazoa, Chordata, Actinopteri, Pleuronectiformes, Pleuronectidae. Bases 166 to 2484 code for a protein of 772 amino acids. The record is from RefSeq and is a predicted model, not a curated record. Gene Ontology annotation, cellular component: mitochondrion. The transcript has 19 exons. Gene Ontology annotation, biological process: fatty acid metabolic process; carnitine metabolic process. Gene Ontology annotation, molecular function: carnitine O-palmitoyltransferase activity.
AGGCAGUGUGUCGGUGUAUACAAGUCGGUGCUCUCAUUCAUGCACAGUGUACAGCAGUGUUCGCCGACACUCGGGCCGUGCCACGUCCUCGUCCGAACACAACGCCUCUGCGCUCUCAGGCUGAUAAUAUCUAAAGAGCCGUGACCCUGUGCAGUAGUCGUCACCAUGGCAGAAGCUCACCAGGCGGUGGCCUUCCAGUUCACUGUCACCCCCGAUGGCAUCGACCUGCAGCUGUGCCACGAGGCUCUGCGGCAGAUCUACCUCUCAGGCCUCCACUCCUGGAAGAAGAGGUUCAUCCGCUUCAAGAAUGGGGUAAUGACUGGUGUGUACCCGGGCAGCCCAGGUGGCUUCAUGAUCGUGGUUGUGUCCUACAUGUCCUACAAUAAAUACCGACAGCUGGAUCCCUCUCUGGGGUUGAUAGCCAAGCUGGGCCAACACAUACCUAUCAGUCGAUACAUCUCUACAGACAACCAGAGGAUAGUUGGAGGAAUCCUGGUGGGCACGGGCCUGUGGGUCUCCAUAAUCAUGAUAAUGAGGAAUGUCCUGAAAAGCCUGUUGUCGUGGCACGGCUGGAUGCACGCGCGCCACGGCUCUGUGUCCUUUUCUACCCGUCUGUGGAUGAUAUUAGUGAAGGUGUUCUCUGGCAGGAAGCCCAUGCUUUAUAGUUUCCAGAACUCGCUGCCAAGGCUACCUGUCCCCUCCGUCAAGGACACCUGCAGAAGGUACCUGGAGUCAGUGCGCCCGCUGAUGGAUGAUGAGCAGUAUAACCGCAUGAAGGACCUGGCUAAAGACUUUGAGGAGAACCUGGGACCCAGGCUGCAGUGGUACGUCAAACUCAAGUCGUGGUGGACCUCCAACUAUGUGAGUGACUGGUGGGAAGAGUAUAUUUACCUCAGAGGCCGUGGACCCAUCAUGGUCAACAGCAACUAUUAUGCCAUGGACUUCCUGUACGUGUUCCCCACCUCCAUCCAGGCCGCCCGGGCAGGUAACGCAAUCCACGCUAUCAUGGUCUACAGGAGGAAACUGGACCGAGCGCAGAUCAAACCUAUAUACUUGCUGGCGAACAAGGUUCCUCUGUGUUCGGCUCAGUGGGAGCGGAUGUUUAACACCACCCGCGUCCCUGGUUUGGAGACAGACAUCCUCCAGCACACGAACGAGAGCAAACACAUCGCUGUGUACCACAAGGGCCGUUUCUACAAGGUGUGGAUGUUUUACGACGGGCGGCUGCUGUUGCCACGGGAGAUCGAGCAGCAGAUGGAGAGGAUCUUGGCGGACAGUUCGGAGCCCCAGGCGGGAGAGGAGCGACUCGCUGCCCUUACUGCAGGGGAGAGGACCCCUUGGGCGACAGCCCGCGAGGCCUUCUUCAGCCGUGGUAAGAACAAGCAGUCUCUGGACGCCAUUGAAAAGGCCGCCUUCUUUGUAACCCUCGACGAAACGGAGCAGCGCUACGACGCAAGCAAUCCCGUCAAGUCUCUGGACAGAUACGCCAAAUCCCUGCUGCAUGGAAACUGCUACGACAGGUGGUUUGACAAAUCCUUCAACCUGAUAGUUUUCAAGAAUGGCACCAUGGGGCUGAACGCAGAGCACUCCUGGGCUGAUGCUCCCAUCAUUGGUCAUCUGUGGGAGCAUGUUCUCUCCAUGGACCCUCUGAAGCUGGGAUACGCUGACUCUGGUCACUGCAAAGGGGAGCCCCACCCGACCCUGCCUGGUCCUCAGAGGCUGCAGUGGGACAUCAAUGAUGAAUGCCAGGAAACCAUCCAGAGCUCCCUGACGUUAGCCCAGAAACUGGCGGAUGACGUGGACUGUCACAUUAUCCCCUUCGCUGACUUUGGGAAGGGUCUGAUCAAGAAGUGCCGCACCAGUCCCGACGCCUUCAUCCAGAUCGCCCUGCAGCUCGCCCACUACAGGGACAAAGGGAAGUUCUGCCUGACGUACGAAGCCUCCAUGACGCGGUUGUUCCGUGAGGGCCGAACAGAAACCGUGCGCUCCUGUACGUUGGAAACCUGUGCCUUUGCUCAAGCCAUGAUUAAAGACGAGACAAGAGAAGAGCGCCUUAAGUUGCUCAAGCUGGCAGCGGAGAAGCACCAAAACCUGUACCGCCUGGCGAUGACGGGACAGGGCAUCGACCGCCACAUUUUCUGUCUCUAUGUGGUGUCGAAAUACUUGGGAGAAGACUCUGCUUUCCUCAAAGGGGUCCUGUCUGAGCCGUGGAGGCUGUCCACCAGUCAGACUCCUCUGCAGCAGGUCGACCUGUUCGACCUGGUCAGAUACCCAGAAUAUGUGUCGUCCGGCGGUGGAUUCGGUCCGGUGGCUGACGACGGUUACGGUGUCUCCUACAUCAUUGUUGGUGAGAACCUCAUCAACUUCCACAUCUCCAGCAAACGCUCAAGCCAUGAAACCGACUCGCACCGUUUUGGCGGCAACAUCAAACGGGCCAUGCUGGAGAUCCUGGAUCUCUUUCAGCUGGACAAGAAAACCAAGUGAUCCUCCCUCCACAUAGGAACGCUGUUUUUUUUAGCAAAACAUAUUCUUCCUCAUACUUGUACAGAAUCAAAUGUUGGAUUUUUUGGGUUAUUUUAAAGCUAAAAGUGAUGUUACACAAGCAAGAAUGACUGAGAAGUUUAUUUUGGAAACAUUACUGUCAAUAGUUGUGACGCUUUGAUGUGUAAUGUAUGUACAGGAGGGGUGAGACUCUGGUGGUGUAGGGGUACGGGUCGUGCACAGAUCAAAGUUGUAAUUUACAGAACUGUACACACUCAUACCUAGUAUUUGAUUAAUAUGACUCGUGUAAAAAAGGGCUGAAAGGGAGGAGAAUAUUCGUCGAUCUAGUCUGAGAUGAAAUUAGAGACGGUAAAGGAUAGUUCAUUUGCAUCAUCCCAUAUUUGAAUUACAGUUUAAAACGUGAAAGAUGCAAUAUUUUUAAUUGUUUUCGUUAAAAAAAAAGUCCAAUCAAUUCUUAAUUUGUGUUUUUUAAGUUUCGAAGCACCCGAGUCGAAUGUAAUUGGCCAAACAGCAAACCUGGUGUAAAGUUGAACAGAUUUGCAUGUUGUGUGGUGUCUGUCACUUUCACGAGGCCCCGAGCGGUUAAACUUCACAUGUAUAUUUUCCAAGAAUUAUAAAUAUUCCACAUCGAUCUGAUACAGACGACGCAGAGCUGCUCACGGUGUCCAACCAACGGCUCUCCAUCACACACCCCCACCCCCACCCCCAACCCCACCCCCACCCCACCGACUCCAGUGCACAGCCGGUGCGUUUGUUCCUUUUUUUAGCUGCUGUACGGUUUAACGAUGUAGCGACAAAGGCAGAUUGUGUUUGUGUGCGUGGGUUUUUUUUGUUUUGUUUUGUUGUUGUUUUCAUACUCAGGUUUUACUAACUCGGCCUAGUAUUGUACGGUGCUGGCUGCAGCCUUGGAAGAUCGGGGUCGAGAGGUUUUUCGACGCAGUACGACACCGUCUGACCUUCACGACGCGGUGGGUAGAGUAACAUUAGGUUUUGCUGUUAAAGUGUGUGUGUGUGUGUGUGUGUGCGGGUGCGUGACUGAGUUUGAAUGUGAUGUCCAAGUAGCCGAAGGUGACUUUUUUUCUCCCAAGCUUCCAGUGAUUUAAAUCAAAAAAGUGGAAUAACUGUACUUAAAACACUGUUGUGCGCUUAGUGACAGGCCGUUUAGUUCAAACUAACAAAUUCUUACCUACCUAGUAGCCUUCUGUCGGAUCAAUAGAGGAUAAAUAAAGUUGCAGUCUAGUGGUGUUUCAGCUGCUGUCGCCUGGGCGUAGGUGAAGUGCAGAACUGCUUAGUGGGGUGGACGCGUCUCUCCAUAGGAAAUCACUGUCUCUCUCGCUCCAUGCUCAUGAAGAGGAGAGGCUGUCGUGUAGGAAGACAUUUUGUUAUGUUCUGUGUGUGUUGUCAGAUUCAUCACAUUAUUUAUUUUAUUCUCCAUGUUUUAACUUCACAUGUUUGGAGACGUGGAUUCACCAGCUGAAUGUGGCUGAAUGUCGAGCACUUAGUUAAAGCUUUGCUGAUUGAAGAAGUGAAACGGAUAAAAAAAAUUCUUCUCGUUUUUGUUGAUUUUUUUUUGUUUUCUUUUUGUUUUUGACAUGACACUUGAGUUAUCACUGACUUGUAGUUGUAUGACUUUUUAUCUCGGUAAGUGUCAUGUUUUUCGCUGCAUGGUUUUUGAAGAUGAAGCUGUAUAUGUUUGCAUUUUAUUUUAAAGAUGUGUUUAAAAAAAAAAAAUAAGGACAUGCAGCUGAUACACCAAAACAAGUUUCAACAAUAAAGUGAAUGUCAGACA